Messenger RNA from Drosophila innubila, 2891 nucleotides. RefSeq names its product very long-chain-fatty-acid--CoA ligase bubblegum (gene bgm). Gene Ontology annotation, molecular function: long-chain fatty acid-CoA ligase activity. The record is from RefSeq and is a predicted model, not a curated record. The coding region runs from base 202 to 2208 and encodes 668 amino acids. Gene Ontology annotation, cellular component: membrane; endoplasmic reticulum. Lineage: Eukaryota; Metazoa; Arthropoda; Insecta; Diptera; Drosophilidae. The transcript is spliced from 6 exons.
AUCGACGAUUUCUAUAGCAUCCGAUCCUGUUCUGCUUUCAGUUUACGCUUUGGCUUCGCUGCGUGCGGUCGUCUGCGUUUGUCGUGCUACAAGCUAAGAAAACGAAAGAAAAACCAUAAAGAAUUACUAAUUAAAAUAUACAAGUGCCGUGCUGAACAACAAAAACAAUAUUCAUAUAAAUUAUUCGUGUCAGACAGAGAAAUGGCCACAAAUCCGAACGAAGCGCUCUUUAAUCGCCCAGGCCCGAAUCGCCUGAGGCCCUCGGAGGUCUAUCGGACCACCAAUAUUGAGGAGGCAGUUAAGAUACGUAUGCACAAAGAAGGUCUAGGCGCAGAGGAGCCCAUCUCCAUUCCCGGCCUUCUCAAGCGAAGUGUCAACAAUUAUCCCGAGUAUCCGGCGAUGCGUACCAAGAGUGGUAAAAAUGGAUACACCACAGUCACCUACAAGCAAUAUGAGGAAAAGGUUCAUCAGACGGCCAAGGCUUUCGUCAAACUGGGCUUGCAGGAUCACCACUCGGUGGGCGUGUUGGCCUUCAAUUGCGCCGAGUGGUUCUACUCAGCGAUGGGUGCUAUCCACGCACGAGGCAUCAUUGCGGGUAUCUAUACAACCAAUUCGGCCGAGGCAGUGCAGCAUGUUCUGCUGGACUCGCGGGCACAGAUUGUCGUUGUGGAUGAUUCCAAGCAAAUGGAUAAAAUCAAGUCCAUACGCGACAAGCUACCCAAUCUGAAGGCGGCAAUUCAAAUACAGGAACCUUAUCCAGAAUAUCUCAAGAAGGAGGAUGGAUACUACAGGUGGUCUGAGAUAGAGGCGAUGAAUGUUGCUGAUGUGGAGGAGGAAUACAAACGCCGCCUCGAGAAUAUUGCCAUCAAUGAGUGCUGCUCCCUGGUUUACACCUCCGGCACAGUGGGCAUGCCCAAGGGCGUGAUGCUCUCGCAUGAUAACAUUGCCUUCAAUACACGCGGCAUUGCCAAGGGCCUGGAAAAGGUUGUUAUGGGCUCGGAGAAUAUGGUAUCGUAUCUGCCCUUAUCCCAUGUGGCAGCCCAGACGGUGGACAUCUACACAAUUGCCUCAAUGGCCGGUUGCAUAUGGUUUGCCGAUAAGGAUGCGCUUAAGGGUACGCUGGUCAAGUCACUGCAGGAUGCUCAUCCCACAAGAUUCAUGGGCGUGCCUCGAGUCUUUGAAAAGUUCCAGGAGCGCAUGGUUGCUGUUGCCAGCUCCAGUGGCAGCUUUAGUAAAAUGAUUGCCGGCUGGGCCAAGGGCAUCACACUGAAGCACUAUAUGGAGAAUCAAGGCAAGAGCAGCGGAGGCUUUCGCUACAAGAUUGCCAAAUCGCUCGUCAUGUCCAAGGUAAAGGCUGCCUUGGGCUUUGAUCGUGUGGUCAGCCUGGUAAGCGCCGCUGCGCCCAUGUCGCCGGAGACAAAGAAGUACUUCCUCAGCUUGGACUUAAAGAUAUUGGAUGCAUUUGGCAUGUCCGAGACGGGCGGUUGUCAUACACUUUGCCAGCCCGAUUGCUCGCUUUUGAACACCAUCGGAAAAUCUAUGCCAGGCUGUGAGUCGAAGAUUAUUAACCAAGAUGAGAAUGGACAUGGUGAAUUGUGCAUCCGAGGACGUCACGUAUUCAUGGGCUAUGUGUCCAACAAGGAGAAGACAGAAGAAUCGCUGGACGAUGACUGUUGGCUACAUUCCGGCGAUUUGGGCUAUAUCGAUGAAAAGGGUUACGUCUGCCUUACGGGCCGGUCAAAGGAACUCAUCAUUACCGCUGGCGGUGAGAAUAUUCCUCCCGUGCACAUUGAGAAUAUUAUCAAAAAGGAACUGGACGGCAUUUCCAAUGCCUUCUUAGUAGGUGAACAGCGCAAAUAUCUUACAGUGUUGGUUUCCAUUAAGACCGAGGUGGAUAAGGACACGGGUGCACCAUUAGACGAGCUAACGCACGAAUCAUCAGUCUGGAUGAAGUCUCUGGGAGUUGAGCAUAAGACACUUACGGAUAUACUCAAUGCUGGACCCUGUCCCAAGGUCUGGAAGUCCAUCGAGGAUGGCAUUAAGCGUGCCAAUAAACAGUCCAUCUCGAAUGCCCAAAAGGUUCAGAAAUUCGCCAUCUUGCCCCAUGACUUCUCUAUUGUUACCGGUGAGCUGGGGCCCACUCUAAAGGUCAAGCGCAAUGUGGUUAACAAAAUGUAUGCCGAUAUCAUCGAGAAGCUUUAUGCCUAGAUCAAAACUAGUGAAACCAAACCAAAAUUACCAGAGCAAUGGGAACUUGAGCUUUAAAAUUAAAUGAAUUUAUCGGACUUAAAAGCCAUUGAGUGCCAGCUUAAACUACUAAGAUACUUACCAAAUCUACCAAUAUAUCUAGAGAGAGAGGGUUGUUCACUCAAUUUGUUAGAGUGCCAAUGAUAAUGAUGAAUGCUGAAGAUGAUGAUGUUGUUAAUUAUGAUAAUGAGAUUAACAAUUAUCAAUUUAAAUGCGUCCUUGUAGCUUGCCUACAGCUUUAUCAAUAAAAAACUGUAUAGGGAUUUAGUUCAUAAGUUUUUUAAUUUUAUGUUUUUUUGUUUUACUUACUAAAACGCAUGGAGAAAUUCUAUAAUCCAAUUCCUUGAAUUAUUACAAUAAAUUUGCAUAUCAAUUUUCAAUUUUGACAUCGUUUAUGGCUAUUUACAUUUAAGAAGUAUGAACGCAACUCGACAUUAAGAUAAUUUAAAUCAAAAUUAAAUUAUUUUUUAAGUAACGGGUGUAAAAAAGAGCAGAUCUAAGAUACACUUAGAACGAACACACACUCAAACAGGCCAUAUGCUGUAGCGUUAAUACUCUCUUCUUCUUUUUGAGUAAAUUUGUUAAUUAAUUAUCUGGUGAACUUAAUACACUGAGAAUACAAUAAAUUUGUAUUUUGUUUAUUA